This is a messenger RNA of Perca fluviatilis (European perch), 1003 nucleotides long. RefSeq names its product ADP-ribosylation factor-like protein 3. The transcript is spliced from 6 exons. The record is from RefSeq and is a predicted model, not a curated record. Gene Ontology annotation, biological process: cilium assembly. Gene Ontology annotation, molecular function: GTP binding; GTPase activity. NCBI's taxonomy places the organism in Eukaryota, Metazoa, Chordata, Actinopteri, Perciformes, Percidae. Bases 93 to 680 code for a protein of 195 amino acids. Gene Ontology annotation, cellular component: cytoplasm; microtubule cytoskeleton.
GCAACAGAAUUUAACAGCUGGGAAGCAUGGUUAGAAAGAUGUUAAUCCAUUUAGUCUGAGCAAAGGGACACAACACCAACACCUGAGGAAACAUGGGCCUGUUGUCCAUUCUUCGGAGGCUAAAGCAGUCUCCAGAACAGGAGGUGCGCUUACUGUUGCUCGGCUUGGACAAUGCUGGCAAGACCACUCUGCUGAAACAGCUGGCAGCAGAAGAUAUCAGCCACAUCACCCCCACACAAGUACAAAUAGGCACACAUCUAGUAGCUGAGUCACACACGGGCUUCAAUAUAAAAAGUGUUCAAUCAUCUGGCUUCAAGUUGAAUGUUUGGGACAUUGGAGGUCAGCGCAAGAUCCGCCCCUACUGGAGGAAUUAUUUUGAAGACACGGAUGUGCUGAUCUAUGUGAUUGACAGCUCAGACAGGAAAAGGUUUGAAGAGACAAGCCUGGAGCUGGCUGAGUUGCUGGAGGAGGAAAAGCUUGCUGCUGUGCCACUGCUAAUCUUUGCCAACAAGCAGGACCUGGUGACAGCCUCCCCAGCGUCUGAGCUGGCAGAAAGUCUCAGUCUGCACACUAUCCGGGAUCGCAUGUGGCAGGUCCAGGCCUGCUCAGCUGUCACUGCUGAGGGAGUGCAGGAUGGCAUGACCUGGGUUUGCAGAAAUAUAACGUUUCGGAAGAAAUAAUUCAGGAAGCAAAAGAUCCGUGAAGAAUUGCAGUUGCACUUUACAUUUGACCUACACAGUCAUCAUUUUAUGUGUUGUUUUUUUAUGAAACUUUCUCUUUUGUCAUUCUGUCUUCACUUGGCACUAUAAAAACUAAGUAGACAUUGCCUAUACAGUGAUGUUCUUCUUAACCCUGUCAAUGCCUAUCAUUAAAUGUAUAUACUGUAUAUAUUAGGAUGUUUUAUUUAAAUUGCUGGUUAUGCACACAAGUCUUUUUGUAAUGUGCUCCUUUUAAUGCAAUGGUAUGUAGGCAUUUACUGUCUGAAUAAAAUUCAGUAUUAUUA